GCUCAGUCAGGAAAUUACUUUUGAGUCUGUCUGUCAUCAUGAAUCCUCCUCUCUCUCCAUGUCCUGCUUCUCCAGUGUUCCAGAGAAACAGAGAGGACUUCCCUGCUUCGCUGGGCAGACUACGGCAACUGAUUGAAGACAAAGUUCACAUCCUACAAUCCACUAUCACUGAGGACCAACAGGGUUCAGUGAGUGAGUCGGACACUAGAAGAGGAGGACUGUGGAGGUUUGCCGUUCUGAGUGAGGAGUUGACCUCUCACCUCCAGCAUCUGCAGAGACAGACAGAGCAGGAGCUCAGCAACAUACACACACAACUCAUUCGGAUUAAAGGCCGCCAGCAGCCGCUGAACACUGAGCUGUUUGAUCUUCAGGAGAAGAAGAAACAAACAGAACAAGAGCUGAAGAGGAGCUCCAGUCUUCAGACAUCCACGUUUCAGUUGUGUGCUUUUCGGGAGCUUCAGGCUUCCAUCACCGAGCGUUUGGUCGAAUCAGAGAGGCUGGUGUUCCAGGAGGAGGCACUGAGCACGCUCCGUAACCUGCUGACCCAAGACCUGCAGAGGUACCAGGAAGAGACGCAGAGACUGACCUGUUUCACACAGAAAAUACUCAAACAAUCCCACAGGUCAGACAAAGAGGAAACCUUUACUAACACAGCGAGUGGACGCAGCAUGCAGGGAAAAAACGAGACAGAACAAGAAAACAACAUGCAUGCACCUAAGUCACCUCUUAGUCCUCACCAAACCACCAACAAAGAAGAGGCAGGGCAGGCCUGGAGAGUCAGUGAGAAGAAACCAGCUGCAGGCCUCUCGCGUAGUUCAAAUCUGUGCAGAGCCGGCAGCAUUAAAGACCUGAUCAGUAAAUUCUCGGGUCCGGAUCACAUCUAUUCUUCUGGUUCCCCACAAAGCCCUUCUUCUGGAGUAGGACAAGUCCCAAAGUUUACAUCCACUAAGGCUCUUGAGUCUCCAAAGUCCAAGUCGAGUCCAUCCACACCGAGCAUCAGUAGAAAAGACGAGAGUCCAAUUCCCAGAAUUACUGUGACUCCUCCGUUCAGGGAAACCAAUCAGAACGAGGUCGCAUGGGCUCAAAGUGGCAGAAGAACUAGUCAGAUAACUGCAAGAAUCGACUGUCCAGUAGGAGGCAGCAUUGAGAAGGCUGAUUCAGAUGCAAGGAGCAAAACACAAACCACAGACUCUGGUAGAGACUCAGUUGCUGACUCUGGCAUGGGAUCGGAGUCUGAAUUAGAUUCAAACAAGCAGCUGGACAGCCCAUCAGAGGAGGAGCCCUCCACACCCAAAUUGGCGCCAACCACCCAGAACCCAAAAUAUCAGCUGUUCCUCAACAACGAGCUGAAGACCAACGGGUUGAGUAGCAGGGAUGCAGAUGGUCCAGGAAGCAGCGGGUCGGUGGGGGAGAACAGCCCAAAGCCAGCACGAUGGGAGACCUCCCGGCUGGGGACGAACCACUUUCGAGGGUCUCUAGAGUCCCUGGCCUCGCGGGACUGGGACACUAUGUCUGAUCGGUCAUUGAACAUCAACAUCUCCUGGAGAGAACACAGACAUCAGCAGGGUGUUGUUGACAGCCCUCCCAGAGUGUUCAACAGUCCCUACAGCACAGCCAUCUCCAUGGAUUACAACCCCAUGUACCGGAUGUCUGAGUUCAAGCAGGUGCAGGGUGGUCUGUCUCCUUCCACCUCAGAGAUGAACCUGUAUAGCUUCAACAGUCGUAGCAGCAGUCCUGUGGGCAUGACCACGCCCACCCUCAUCUCUCCCCGGACCCGAUUCUCCGCCUACGACACCCUGAUGAAGAGGAGGACUGAGGUCAACAACACUGUGAUACCCACCACCCACUACAGCAUGCGCUCUGCGACUCUGGGGGUGCCGAAUAAAAAAGACUACAUAGAGGAGUUGACCAAACAGCUGGGCGCCUGCCAGAAGCGUAACCAGUUCCUGGAGGCAGAGAGUGUGGAAAUGGAGAAGGAGAGGAACCAGAUCAGGUUUGAGAUGCGUGGCCUGCUGGUGAAUAAUGAGGACCUGCUGAGGACUAACACUCAGCUGAACAUUGAGAUGAAGAGGAUGAGAGAGCAGAUGGUGGAGAUGGAGAGAGAGAGUCAAUCCAUGGGAGAGAAAUACAGAGAGAUGGAGAUUGAGGUGAAGCAGGCCCGGGACUUGAUGGUGGAGGCCAACACUCAGGAGUAUGCCUUUAACUUCCUCCAGCAGUCCCUCAAAAACAAGAUCCAGGACGCUGAGGAGAGCCUAGAGAAGCAGACGCAGCACGCUAAGACACUGGCUGAGAAGUUGUGGCUGGCAGAGAGACAGCUGGAGGAGCUGGAGGUCGACAAAGACACCAGAGACAAGAGAUCAUCUGAUCUCAACAACACCAUUCACAGACUGGAGACCGAGCUGAGCGAGGCCCUGCAGGUGUCCACGCAGUCUGCAGCACAGAUGAACCUGCAGCAGAAGCUGCGUGAGGACGCUCAGCUGAGGGUGGAAGAGCUGGAGGAGUCUCUGCUGGAGAAGGACCAGGAGCUGCAGAGACUACAGGCUCUCGUGAACAGACUGCAGGGAGAGGUGUCUGGUAAGCUGAUUGAUAAGGAGCGGACACUGGAGGAGGAGAUCCAGCUGAGAGAGAGGAUACAGUUGCAGUGUAAGCAGGCGGAGAGGACAGUGGACGACCUCCAAAUGGAGCUGCAUAGCACCAACCAGGCCAAAGAUGACCUGGCCAAACAAGUCAAACAGUUUCAGGAGAAGAUAAUCGACCUGGAGAGUGAUCUGGAGGAGCUGCAAGACAGUGAGCAGAGAUGGGCCGCCAAGCACAAGAGAGCUAUCGAACAGACCGAGCAGCUGCAGCUGAAGCUGAUUCAGGAGAAAGAUCUGAACGACCAGCUGGAAACUGAUAAGGCCACCAUGGAGAGACAGUUCCGUGAGCUGCGUAUGGAGGUGGAGGAGCUUCAGAGCUCCAGAGUUCAGGAGGACGUCAUCUCCAAGACAGAGAGCAAAGUCAAAGAGCUGGAGAACAUUCUGAGGACUGAGGAAAGGAACAAAGCUGUUCUGGCAAAUACCAUCAGUAAACUGGAGAGGAGGAUCAACGAGCUGAACAAUCAGAUGGAGGAGGAGCACAGAGUAGCUACUGAACAGAAAGACCUGAUGACCCAGAGGAUCCGCACGCUGAAGCGUCAGCUGAAUGAGGCGGAGGAAGACGCGAGCAGGAAGGAGGCGCAGCACCGCCACACCCAGAGAGAGCUGGCUGAGGAGAGAGAGACCAGCGGGCGACUGCAGAGGCAGCUGCUGGACCAACACCUGCAGACAAAGCGUAAGGAGACUCUGUCGAUCCGUCAGACUCUGGAUAACCUGCGGUUGGACCUGAGCGUCGAUGAUGAAGAUGACGAUCAGAAGCUGCCGCAACAAACAAACAACCACACCAAAGUCUAAACCGUCACGCUCCACCAUCUCUCAUUGCAAAACAAGUGUGUGUACCAGCAUGUACAUUAUUUUUUUAAAAAGCAUAAAACAGGCUACAUCUUUACACUGACAGUGCAGAUAGGAUGUGAUCACAUGUAACAUUUAUUUAAACCUGUCACCACUAGUUUAUUUACAGUUAAAACACAGGAAGUGUCUGCAAGUUGCACAAGAGAAAAAACAUUCUUCCAGUAAAAGUUUCCUUGCAGAGCGGCUCAAAACAUGAAAGGUUCAACUCUCAAAAGCCUGAGCCAGAGACAUUCUGCUCUCUGACUCAUAUUCACUCAUCAGGAGUGAACAUAGAAAUAACAACAGAUGUUCAUUUCAGCCACAGGAAAUAAAUGGUGUUGUUAGUUUUUUGGCUUCUUCAUAAGAACAAAAAUGCUACAUGUGAUGAUGUGCACAUGUCCUCCAGGAUCUUUUCCUUCACCGGUGUUACUUUAUUUGAUGGAUCCUGUAAUUUCCUAAUAAUUCUCUAGAAGGUUUCCUGGAAAGAACUAUGUAAUCUGGUACUGAUGAUAAGGGAAACAAAGACAAAAUUCUUAAUUUUACUUGAAAGAACUGCUCCUUUUAUAUUUAUUCUCCAUGUAUGUUGAAUUGUAUCAUUGCCUGUAGAAAAAUAUGACAUUUUAUGCAUGAUAUUUUAGACCUACUGAUCUUUCAUGAUCAUGCUAGCAAUUCAUUUGAACUGAUUCAUUGAAAGUGUACCAAGUGAACUUUUUCUACAGUAUUUUCCAUAUAAUUUGUACCAAAUUACAUUCUUCUCCCCUGGAUUUCUAGGAAAUUUAGACCUUACUGAUGUAUCGCUCUCUCCUGGUCACCAUCAUAAAGUACAACAGUAGCCAGUAUCCAUUUACAUAGAAAUAACGGCGCUGUGGAGAGAAGCUCCUGGUGGACUCAGCCUCACUGUCACUGUGAAAGACUCAUCAAUACAGCCUGUUCUAUCACAUUAAACAUGCACUAGAAUCAUGAUCUACUUGUUUACCAAAGAACAUGAAAUGACUGUACAAGAGUCUGGUACGUGGAGAUGUUGACACACAUAAAGGGAGAACCUACUGGUGACAACAAGGUGAUGAUAAGGAUGUGAUUAAGGUACUGUGUAGGUAGAAAUCUGUUUUUAUAGUUGCUACAACAGACAGCUGGAGUUUGUUAUUUAUACAUCCAGUUGCACAAAAACUUUAUGGCCUUUAAGUCUGAAUGGACUCCGACAGACUUGAGUUUGAUGACGUUUAGAAAAGAAAGAAAGAAUUGCUGGUUCCUUGCAAAUUCUACAAACUUCUCAGAUUUAUCAGCAUUUUUUAUUUUUUAUUUUAUUUUAUGGAGCUUUGCUGACAGGUCUUUGUUAAGGAGGGAUUCUCUGUGUUAAAAGUUGUUUAGUUUCACAUGUAUAUGUGCACUGGCCACAUCCAGCUGCAGUAUUUGAACAUUUUCCACACCAGUUUUUGACAUAUUACAGGGUAACAACACAUAACAAGAUGAAACUGUGGAGAAGUGAUCUCACUUUUGGAUGUGAUUGUAGUUGUUUUUGAUUCACACACAGACAACAAUUCCGAGAUUAUUUAUAUUGAAUAUUUUGUGUUUGUUGUUUUUAUUGUAGAAGAUUAUUGAAUUUUCUGUAUUUGCAAUCGCUUGCAGGACAAAAUAAUUUCAGAGAAUGGAAUGUAUGAUUUUAGAGCUCAGUUUUUCAAGUGUUUUAGGGGGUUUGCUGCUGUAUUGACGUAACUCACUGUGCCUCCCACAUAACUGUUUAUGUGACAAGAUUUUGGGGUCUUUUAGUAACAAAGAAAACAAAACCAAAAAAAAAAAAGUCAAAAAAAAGAAAAUCUCACCUUACACUUUGUUUAAUGUGCAUCUUUGACUGUGGGCACCUAAACAAUUCAGGAUGGAAAGCAAUAUGUUUACUCAAAAUACGUUUGGAAAUGUUUAAAGUGCAACAACUGAGAUAUUUGAGCUCUCAGAAGUAAAAUAAAUCUGUAAAUAUUGUCUGGAUACAAGAUGUAUGUUAGUAAAUUAGUAAAGUGUGGAAGAAGUAAAAAACAGUUUAUUGUGUUAGAAGCACAGUUUCAAUGUUUUCUAGUUUAGAGCAAAGUUUUUUUUUUCUCUCAAAAACAGGGCCGGGUCAUUAAAUCCUCAGAGGAUCAGUUGCUGGUUUGAUUAUGGCCAAAAGCUUCUUUGAUACUUUAGUUUAAAGGAAACUGACUUCCUCCUUCUGACUGUGUUGAAAGUAAACUGAAGCCGGUCCUGUUAAGAAGAUAUUCUGCAUGUUCUCUGCUUGAGGGACGUCUGUUGUAAACACAUGAAGCUAAUAUUCAGAUGCAGUUUGGAUUCUCUGUUAUGUUUACAUUUGUUGGUGUAUUUAGUUGUUUCUCUGAAAGUUUCACAACAUUCUCAGCUGUUGGGGAGAUGGUGUCACUAGUGUGUUUUGGUUUAUCUCUCAUCAUAACAAAAGAAAGUGAUGCUGUCUGCAAAUACUUUAUGUAAAAAGAAAUAAAAUACACAGACUUAUUUUUAUAGCUACACUUCACAUUCUGCUGGUUCUAAUGUUCUGUUUGGGUAUUUAUUUUUGUUUUUCACAUUCUCUCUUUUGGUGAGAACUUUCUUAAAUAAACUCUUCUCCACUGUGAA
Molecule: messenger RNA, 6080 nt
Organism: Thunnus maccoyii (southern bluefin tuna)
Lineage: Eukaryota; Metazoa; Chordata; Actinopteri; Scombriformes; Scombridae
Product: cingulin-like
Exons: 24
Coding region: 39-3428 (1129 amino acids)
Cellular component (GO): myosin complex
Source: RefSeq, a predicted model, not a curated record